Blepharisma stoltei is the source of this 887-nucleotide messenger RNA. The record is from the annotation of a GenBank genome assembly. NCBI's taxonomy places the organism in Eukaryota, Ciliophora, Heterotrichea, Heterotrichida, Blepharismidae.
AUGGGAGAUAUAGCUUAUAAUUUAGAAAGCAAUGAUGGUAUCGUAGGCGAUGACUUUUUAAAUAUGAUAUAAAGCUUCUCUUUAAAUUUUCCAUUAAAAAAAACUGAUAAUUUUUAAAAAGUAAUCUAUAGGAAAACUUCAUACAAAGCACAGCAGCAAUUAUCCCAUAUAUGACUUUGCCUGGAAACCAUGAAAAUGCUCAUAAAAUGUUGCAUUAUCGUACUAGAUUUAAUAUGCCAAAAAAUAAUUAUGCUCCUGAAGGCCUUUUUUAUUCCUUAAACAUUGGGCCAGCCCACUUUGUUUUUUUAAACUCAGAGAUCUAUUUCGGUUAUCAGCAUGAUCUUGAAAAUAGUCAAAAACUUUGACUUAUAAAUGACUUAACAGACGCAAAUACACAUCGUAAUGAAAGGCCAUGAAUAAUAGUUAUGACUCAUCAUCCUCUGUAUUGCUCUUAUGAUUUCGCUAGACACAGCAUAGAGAGAAAUUAUAUUUGUGGAGCUGAAGCAAGAAUUUUGAGAGAUAAACUUGAAGAUAUUUUUUAUGAGCAGGGAGUUGACAUGUUUCUCGCUGGACAUUUACAUACCUAUGAAAGAAUGGGUCCAAUAUAUAAAAACAGCACAGUUAAAAGUGAACUUGAUGACUUGAAUUUGCAUUUAAAUCCACAGGCAACUGUUUACAUUCUUGACGGGAAUGGAGGAAGUGUUAUAGGGCACAACGCAGAGAUAAGUACAACCCCUCAUUUAUGGAAUUAUUACAAUUCUAAUGACUUUGGGUAUGGAAGAAUGACUGUUUUCAAUAAUACUCAUUUGUAUUUUGAGCAAUUUAGCGCUGCAAAAGAAAAAGUUACAGAUCAUAUUUGGCUGGUAAAGACCAGAAAUAGAUUUUAA